AUGGCGGUCGCGGCGCGCCCCUCCCGCCCCGGCGCCGGCACCGCGGCGUUCUGGAGCCGAGACUUUUCUGAUGAAGAACAAUCAGUAGUAUAUGUGCCAGGGAUCUCUACAGAAGGAAAUAUCAGAUCAAGACACAAGUCAAUGAGUCCAAAAGCUAAUGUUAAAGUUAAGACAUCCAAGGUGACCGCUGCUUCAAUCUCCAUGGAGUCUUUAAAAGGUGCCGGAGAUUUCGUAAGUGAACAGAAUUUCUGCAAGGGAGGAAUGAAGAGUGCAUCAUUAAAGGAUUUAUGUCUUGAAGACAAAAGACGCAUUGCAAAUUUAAUUAAAGAACUGGCCAGAGUAAGCGAGGAAAAGGAAGUGACCGAAGAACGACUCAAAGCUGAGCAGGAAUCAUUUGAGAAGAAGAUCAGGCAGUUGGGAGAACAGAAUGAACUGAUCAUCAAAGAGAGGGAAGAUAUCCUUUUUGAAAGUUCUCUUUUUUAA
This is a messenger RNA of Pipistrellus nathusii (Nathusius's pipistrelle), 483 nucleotides long. The record is from the annotation of a GenBank genome assembly. NCBI's taxonomy places the organism in Eukaryota, Metazoa, Chordata, Mammalia, Chiroptera, Vespertilionidae.